Molecule: messenger RNA, 6079 nt
Organism: Bombus pyrosoma
Lineage: Eukaryota; Metazoa; Arthropoda; Insecta; Hymenoptera; Apidae
Product: synaptic vesicle membrane protein VAT-1 homolog-like
Exons: 7
Coding region: 393-1811 (472 amino acids)
Molecular function (GO): oxidoreductase activity
Source: RefSeq, a predicted model, not a curated record
AUUCUGAUUGGUUGGUUGUAAGGGGCGCGCGGUUGCUAAGCAACGGCAACACCGCGCGCGUCACCGGCCGGCGUAGCCGGCACCAAACGUUCCCUGCCACUGUGGCGGAAAAUUGCGCAGAACAACGUUGGCUCUCGUCGGGUGCAAACGUGCUAGCGGUCUUGAUUAACGCGGUAGGGAUACAGAGAGAGAAAGAGAGAGAGAGAGAGAGAGGACUCAUUGAGGCAUUUUCCUUCUUUCUUGCUCCUGUCUAUUUUUUCAUCAAUUAUUAAUACAAAGGCAAAAGAACCCUUCGUGGUCGUUCUAUUGAAAAAGAAGAUACGCGCUUCUAGCGAGAAAAAGGAGCGAUAGAGCUACGUUUUUGAGUAAAGCGAAAGAAAACUAGAGGAAAGAUGGCAGAGGACAAGAACGAGACAAGCCCGAGCGCCGAGGGUGAAAAGCCACCUCAGGAAGCGACGCCGUCUAAGCAAGAGAAAGAAGAGCCAAAGGAAAGCAAAGAAGAAGAAAAGAAAGUCGAAGAGAAUGGCGACGGUGAUAAUAAACCGAAGGAGAACGGCGAGGAGAAAUCCACGCCAGAGCCGAAGGACAUGCGGGCUAUUGUACUGAAUGGUUUCGGCGGAUUGAAAAGUGUCAAGGCUUUGAGGAAGCCCGAGCCCACCCUCGCCGAGGGAGAAGUCCUCAUUCGAGUUAAAGCAUGCGGAUUGAAUUUCCAAGAUCUGAUGGCCAGACAGGGCGCUAUCGAUUCCCCACCAAAAACUCCUUUCAUUAUGGGAUCCGAGUGCGCAGGUGACAUCGAGCAAGUUGGCGAGGGCGUGGAGAACUUUAAAGUGGGCGAUCGAGUGGUCGCACUUCCUGAUCACAAGGCGUGGGCAGAGCUCGUCUCCGUGCCGGCCACCUCCGUUUUCGCGCUACCAGCCGGGAUGAGUUACCUCGAUGCAGCGGCAAUCACGAUGAACUACACUGUUGCUUACAUACUGCUGUUCGAACUGGCCAAUUUGACGCCUGGAAAGAGUCUCGUGCUUCACAGCGCCGGCGGUGGUGUGGGUCAAGCAGUGGUCCAGCUAGCCAAGACCGUGAAAGACGUGACCAUCUUUGGUGUGUGCAGUAAAUCAAAACACGAAGCCCUGAAAGCAGCUGGCACCAUCGACCACCUCUUGGAACGAGGCACAGACUAUAGCAACGAAGUCAGGAAGAUCUCCCCAGAGGGCGUAGACAUCGUUCUGGAUUGCCUCUGCGGCGAAGAAUGCAACAAGGGUUACGCUUUGUUGAAACCAAUGGGGAAAUAUAUCCUUUAUGGAUCAAGUAAUGUGGUCACCGGAGAGACUAAAAGCUUCUUCUCAGCAGCGCGAUCAUGGUGGCAAGUAGACAAGGUGUCCCCCAUCAAACUGUUUGACGAGAAUAAAACUCUGUCUGGGUUGAAUCUGCGCCACUUGAUGUAUCAACAUGGUAGCCACGCGUUCGUGCGACGAGCAGUAGAACGAGUGUUCGCCUUAUGGAACGAUGGUCAAAUAAAGCCUAUGGUAGAUUCUACGUGGGCUUUGGAGGACGUCCCGGAAGCCAUGCAGAAGAUGCAUGACCGUAAGAACAUUGGUAAGAUCGUGCUGGAUCCGAGUCUGGAGCCAAAACCGAAGCCAGCCACCCCAGCCAAAGGAAAGACGAAGGAUAAAAAGGCGGCCAGCCAAGAAAGCCAAGAGAAAAAAGCGACGAGCGUUGAAUCUGAGGAGGGGGAGAAGAAGAAAGAGCCUGAACUGACAAAUGGAACAUCCGAAGACAAAUCCGAUAGCGAUUCUAAAGAAAAAGAAUCGAGCUGAAUUAGCGGCGCUAGCUAAUUUUAAUAUACGUAUAUACAUAAAAAUACAUAUAUAUAUAAAAAAUGUAAAACACUGAUAUCUCCCGUGAAGAUCAAGAAUUUUGCAGAUAAGUACUCUAUUAUUCUUUACUAUCCAGAGAUCUACUACGUUUGUUGCGCUAUACGACGCUUGAUUAUUAUGUGACGAAUAUCCGUAAAGUAUCAUGCUAUGCAGAUGACGAAUUAAUUUGGAAAAAGAAAACAAAAAAAGCGAGACAACAAAAACAGAAACGAAAAUUAAGGAUUUCGAAAUAUUUAGUUUGUCAAAUUCAACCAAAAAAAAAAAAGAGAAAAGAAGGCUCGUUUCCCCAGAAUUCAUCUGCAUGCCUCUCUCCUCCCGUCUGUUUGCGCUGAAAGAAUUCUUCAGUGGAAUUCACGAGUGAAAGAGCGGGCGUGAAAAUACACGCAAAGGUUCAUUCAUGUAUGUGAACCAGAGGGAAACAAAAGUAAAAAAAAAAAAUACAACCAAAUAUAAGGAAACAAUAUCAAUCUUGACGUGGUCCACAGUAGUUUGCAGAAUAUAAGAAUUAUUAUUUUUAUUUUUUCAUACUGACCAAAACAUAAGAUUCAUUUUCAUAUAUGAUAGACUAAAUGAAUCUGGUAGAUGCUAGACUUAUUGGACGAUCUCUGAAUAAUUUCAUACUUCCUUUUUUAUUUUUUAUUUUUUAAACAUCAUAUUUCGUACUUAUCGAAUAUAAAAUGAAAUUAUACAUACGAUAAAAAAGACGGGUCGUCUAAUGAUUCUGCAUUGACCAGCAAAUUGCUACUUUUAUCUACUUACAUCGAGAGCUAUUACUGCUGCAAUACAUAUAUACAAUAUAGGUACAUAUUAUAUAUAUGCAGUGACAUUUUACACACUAAAAUAGUACCAUUUACUGUAAUUUAAAUAGAGUACGAUGGCAAUGAUAAUCUAAUCAGCUUUAUAAAGAAGGGAAGAAAAAUUUAUUAGAUGAAACCCUGAAUAUCAAAAGGCUGAAAGAAAACAAACGACUGUGUUACUUUUUACGUGUAUCUCCUUCUUAUCGAGAACGUGUCUUUUUUUUAUUAUUGAUUAUAUGUAACUUAAAGACCCCUUUAACAAUAGCCAGCCUAAACGAUAUAAUCGGAUAAUAAGCUUGUUGUACACUCUGUGUACCAGGAUUCGCUGUAUUAUUUUAGAUAAGUAAUUUUUUUUUAAUUUUCACCACUGAAAGUACUGAAUCGCCUAACUGCCUAAAAAAAAAAAAAAAGAAAAAAGAAAAUUAUUGGUGAAUAGCUCAAGAAAAGAAAAAAUUAAUAACUUCUGCAACGAUUCACCAACGAUAUGUUAUCUUUCUUUGUUGUCAUGAUUUUAAUGUUAGAGCUACGAUAUAAAAAAAAAGAAUAUAACGUAGUUUUCAAUAAACUUUUUAUAUAUGUAUAAACAAUGAAAUUUUGUUUUAAGCGAAUAAUUAUUUAAAUCGAUAUUUAGAGUUGAACGCUCUGUAAAAAUGUUUUUAAAUUUUUAUUGAAAUUAUCAAUUUCUUUUAUUUUGUAACGAGAUAUAUUCCAUUUUAAUUAUUCUUAGGGGAAUGAAUGACGGAGUGAAACUAAUACUUCAUUUUCUAUGCGUGAAUUCUGUGAGAAAUUGAGUAUCAAUAUAUUUUAAAUAGAAAAUUCACAAUCGAGAUCGAAUUUCUCUAGAUCUUUAAUUAUUGUAUAAUUUAAUGUAAGAGAUACACGAUAACUCGACCGAUCUGUCGAAUCAAAGACAAAUGAAUUUCCUAAUGGAUAUAAUGAUGAUGAUGAUGAAGAUCAUGACGAUGACAUGAAAAGAAGAUCUUUAAUAAUGUCAUGAGGUUGAUCUAAUUUAUCUAGAAUGAUGAAACAAACAAGAAAAGAAAUCUAAGAGCGAAAGGUACGUUAAACGAAAAGAAAAGAGAAGAAAAUGACUCUGAAAAAAACGAGUAGAUGCAGAGUGAAAUGCAUAUCUCUCCGAAACGGUUGGAACAAUUUUUACAUAGCAUCGAUUCUGUUAGAAUUUGAUACUAGCUCUGUAUACCGAUAUAUCUAUAUAUGAUAAAAAAAAAAGAUCACUAUUAACGAAAAAAAGUUGCGGACGAGGGCGAGCUAUACAUAUUAUAUAUAUAUAUAAAUAUAAAUAUAAAUAAAUGAAUAAAUAAUUAAUAAAGUAAGUCGAUAACAUUCUUCGAAUCUAUCGGUACGAAGAAGUGUAAGAAUUUAUAAGAAUUAUUAUUAUAUUAUUAUUAUUAUUAUUAAUUAUUAUUAUUAAUUAUUAUUAUUACUAUUACUACUAUUACUGCCGUAUCGAGUCUCAGUCCAAGAGUACACUGAAUACUGUAUCUCAAUUUCAAGGACAUAUACCAAUCUCCGCUCUAUUAACGAAAAGAAAAAAAGGGAAAAAGAUAGAAAUAAUAAUAAAAAAACGAAAAAAAAUGAUCGUAAAAAGAACGUGGCUGCAUAUUUUGAGACGUCUUUUGAACACGUAUAAUAAAUAUAUAUAUAUAUAUACAUGCUCUCUGAUAAAGUUCGACGUGUAACGUAAUUAUUCUCUAUACGAGAAAAACGAAUGAUAUAAAACUACAUACACACAUAACACACAUACACAGGUACCACACAAUUUUAUCAUACAUGCGUGACGAUACACAUCAUACUGUAUAUUUUAUGUAAGGCUUUAAAUGUUUCAUCAAAUAACUAUUAUAAUAUACCUAUAUAUUUGUAUCGAUCGUUUUCCCUAUCCUGGUCAUAAUUUAGGUCCGAAGUUGUAUCUGCGUCUGAAAGUAAUUUGUAAUUAAUGUCCGACGAUAUUUAACGAAGAUCCUUGAAAAUUUUUUUUUUAAACGAUCUUAUUCGUAGUUAGAACUUUACUAGCUAAUCUCUACACGGUUCUCACUAUGACGAUAUUCCUUGUUAAAACACGUAAACAACGCACCGUGUUUUGUAUUACUGUGCUGAUAAUACUAAGGAGGAGGGGAAAGUUAGUCUGUUUUCUCAUAAAGUAAUCCGUUACUGGGAUUUAAAUCAUAAGUAAGUAAGGAAAGAAAUAUGUAUUGGAUAAUCAUCGAAAUAGUAAUUUAUGGAAAAUAAUUCAUGGAAUUACGUCGUUAGAAGCCUCGAUAGUCGGGCCUUAAUUACAGGGACAUCCCCUCGGAUCUCUGCUUUUCAAUUUUAUUCAAAGUCGACGUUAUCUUGCACCGUUUGAUGUAUUUUGAACGCACGUAUCUCUGCGAACGCGUACGACUCUUUCUCAUGCGCUUUAAAAUCCAGAAAACUGGAUAGAGUUUCAGCGUUCGCCUCCGCCUUUGAGAAUCGAGUGGAUCGAGGAGAAUCGGCGUCGUGGAGAUCGGACGGUUCAUUUGUGAUGAAACUCGUGACGCAUUCAGCUCAGAAAUGUGUACUCGAAGCAAACCCUCGUCUCACUGACAUCUUUUCAACGGACAUUUACUAUGCCAAAAAUAUUUCAUUCGUUUAAACUAUUUUCUUUCGGAUAUAACGUUUACAAAUUGGCUUGUUAAUGAAUAGAUAGCGAAUGUUUGUACAGAUUCGCGUUUUUAUAUCUUAACUUAAGUGAAGAUUUGUUUCGUCCAUUAAAUGUUACAACUAAUGCUUCACAUUAGAUAUUUUAUAUGUUUUUACAUUACAUUAUGUACGUUUUCAUAUUUCUCUUAAAUUUCUCGUAAGAGUAUAAAUGUUCGCAGUCUAUUAAUGAAAUAUACAUUUUUUUGAAUUUUCAGUUUUAUAAAUAAUGAAGUUGCCGAUAGAGUGAUCAGAUGGAAAAUAUUUCAACGGCAUAAUGACACAUUUCUGCGCUCGUUGUUAGAUUACAAUUUUUCAGCUAUUGAUUCAAUGAAGGGUUCACCGAAAGUAGGACCAACAAAAUAUCAUUCCGUUGCCGCGGCGAAGAGAACGCGGUCCAUAUACAUUCUUUUCUCCCUUAACGUUCUUUCGUUUGUCGACACCUGCAUCGUGGGAGAAACAGGACCUACAGUUUUGCAACGUGAUACAUCAUAUAAUUAUAUGUAAAAUUGUAAAAUUCGUCUCAAGAGUUCGGGCGAAAUGGUCACGUGUUUUCCUUCUCUCCCGCUAGAUGCGGCCUUUCUUCGAUCCUUUUCGGUCCUACAAUUCGUUUCACGAAGGAAAACAGAAAUCAUUUUUCGCCCGUUCUCCAGAAGCUCGAUAUAUAGAUUGUAUUUUUGGCUUAUUAUUGUAAGACUGACUAUGUUGCUAUAUUAAAGAUUGCUUCGAAAAUAA